Molecule: messenger RNA, 1146 nt
Organism: Venturia canescens
Lineage: Eukaryota; Metazoa; Arthropoda; Insecta; Hymenoptera; Ichneumonidae
Product: vacuolar protein sorting-associated protein 26C
Exons: 6
Coding region: 131-1027 (298 amino acids)
Biological process (GO): intracellular protein transport
Cellular component (GO): endosome
Source: RefSeq, a predicted model, not a curated record
GAGUAUAUAUAUAUAUACAUCACGACUGCCCUCUCUUGAUUUUCGAUCAGAAUAUUGUGUUUUGACAUGAACUGUCAAAAACAUAUUUUCUGACGAAUUAAUUGAUCUCAAUGUUAUCAAGAAUACAGUAAUGUCAAUCAAUUUGGACAUAAGAUUGAAACGAGCGAGCAAGAUUUAUCAUGAAGGAGAAAUUGUCUCUGGAUUGCUAUUGUUGCAAACUAAUUCAGAUGUCAAGCACGAUGGAAUUUUUCUCACAAUGGAAGGUUCCGUGAAUCUUCAAUUAAGCUCGAAAAAUGUUGGGAUAUUUGAAGCGUUCUAUAAUUCAGUCAAGCCCAUCCAAUUGGUACAAUAUACACUCGAUGUAGCACCGGCUGGAAAAAUACCAAGUGGUAAAACAGAAAUUCCAUUUGAGCUGCCGUUGAAGCCUCGAGGAAGCAAAUCCCUUUAUGAAACGUAUCAUGGAGUAUUUGUAAACACGCAGUACAUGAUAAAAUGCGACAUAAAGCGAAAUUUCCUUGCAAAAGACGUGAGCAAAUCUCUGGAAUUCAUAGUCGAAGAUUUGAACAGCAACGAACCAAGAAAACAGACCAAACCUGUUUCUUUCAAAAUAAUGCCAGAGUCGUUGCAAAACGUCAGAGAACGAUCAACUAUACCAGGAUUUUGUAUAUCUGGUAAAAUUGACUCUCUCGAGUGCAAAUUGUCUGAACCGCUAACGGGCGAGGUAAUCAUUGAAAGCUGCGAGGCAAUGGUGAAAUCAAUCGAGCUACAGCUUGUAAGAGUAGAAACUUGCGGCUGUGCCGAAGGAUAUUCCAGAGAUGCCACAGAAAUACAAAAUAUACAAAUAGGUGAGGGAAACGUGUGCCCGGGUUUAGCAAUACCGAUAUACAUGAUAUUUCCUCGGUUGUUCACGUGUCCGACUCUCAGCACGAGCAACUUCAAAGUUGAGUUCGAAGUGAACCUUAUCAUCUUGUUCGAGGAUGAUUACUUGGUAACAGAAAACUUUCCUAUAAUUUUAAGUCGUCACUGACGUCGUCACACGAUCAAUGGGAGAAAGAGGAUUUUUGUAAAAAUUGCGAAAACAAAAAUCUUGUAUUUCAUACCUAAACGCUUUGGAUUACAAAUAAAUUGUAUAGAUUCUCUAGAAAA